Messenger RNA from Branchiostoma floridae (Florida lancelet), 2429 nucleotides. Its product is annotated as poly [ADP-ribose] polymerase 2-like. Bases 272 to 1786 code for a protein of 504 amino acids. The transcript has 17 exons. The record is from RefSeq and is a predicted model, not a curated record. Gene Ontology annotation, molecular function: NAD+ poly-ADP-ribosyltransferase activity. Lineage: Eukaryota; Metazoa; Chordata; Leptocardii; Amphioxiformes; Branchiostomatidae.
AGGGCAUAUCCGUCCGUCCGUACAUGUAACUCAUUUCUAAAUAAUCAUUUAAACUAAUAUGCUAUUAUGUCUAACAUUAUAAGAAAAUACUUGCAGAUUUUGUUUCAUAUAUCCUUUUAAAAAUAUAUGUCAAAGGUGAAAGGUCGUGCCUCUUAGCGCGGGAAACAGGUUUGUGCUUGCCCGCCAGAACACUUCAGUCGGCAGUCUGGACCUAACGUUAACGUUAUAUCAUAUCGCCACGCAGUUGGACGUCCUCUGUUGCCGUUUUGAAAUGUCUGAGAAUAAAUUGAAAAGAGUUGCAUUCCAGGGACUGGCCCCUGUGGACACCGAAUGCACCAGACUGCUGGGCAAGGCCCAGGUAUACUGUGAAGGGAACACUGUUUGGGAUGCCAUGCUGAACCAGACAAACUUGCAGUUUAACAACAACAAGUACUACCUACUACAACUCCUGCAGGAGACCCGCACCAAGAAGUUUUAUGUGUGGUUAAGGUGGGGAAGAGUUGGGAAAAAAGGACAGAACAACUUGAUAGAGUAUGGAUUCAACUUGGAUGAAGCCAAGGAAAUGUUCACCAAAAAAUUUUUCGACAAGACAAAGAAUGAAUGGGCAAAUCGUAAGAAGUUCUGCAAAGUUGCUGGGAAGUACGAUCUUCUGCAGAUGGACUACAGCCCAAAGGAAGAGGAGGAUGCUGUGGAUGCUGGUCCAAAAAAGAAGAAGAUUAAACUAGAGUCCAAGCUGAAUGAAAGAGUACAGAGCCUUAUUGAGCUCAUAUGCAAUAUCCAAACCAUGGAGGAUGCAGUGAAAGAGAUGAAGUAUGACACCAAGAAAGCACCACUGGGCAAACUGACCAAGGAACAGAUCAAACUGGGAUACAAGGCACUAAAACAGAUUGAGUCCUGCUUGGAUGGGAAGACAUCAGGAAGCAAGCUGGUACAGGCCUGCAAUGACUUCUACACACGCAUUCCGCAUGACUUUGGAAUGCGCCAGCCUCCUGUUAUUCGCACUCAUGAAGAGCUGAAAGCCAAGCUCAAAUUGCUGGAAGCCCUGGAUGACAUUGAAGUUGCCAUGACCUUACUGAAAGGGAAGACUGAUGAUGAUCAGCACCCUGUUGACAAACAGUACCAGUCCCUGAAGUGUAAGCUGGAGCCAAUGGAACACACCCAUCCUCACUACAAGAUUGUGGAACAGUAUUUACAGAACACACAUGCUAAAACACAUGGCCACUACACCAUGGAGGUACAGGAUGUUUUUGCUGUCCAAAGAGCAGGAGAAGCGGAGGGCUUCAACGAUGUUGGGAACAGAAUGUUGCUGUGGCAUGGGUCCAGACUGACCAACUGGAUGGGCAUCCUGAGCCAGGGUCUGCGAAUAGCACCUCCUGAAGCUCCCGUCACUGGGUACAUGUUUGGGAAAGGAGUAUACUUUGCAGACAUGUCAUCCAAGAGUGCCAACUACUGUUAUCCAACUACUAAGAACAACACUGGACUGGUACUGCUGUCUGAGGUGGCCUUAGGGAACACUAACAACCUGCUAGCUGCUGACUACCAAGCAGACAAGCUGCCAACAGGCAAACACAGUGUGUGGGGCAAGGGGAAGAUGGCUCCCCAUCCUGACAGUUACCACGUCAUGGAGGAUGGAGUGAUUGUUCCCUUAGGCAAAGGGACAAAUACAGGAGUCACCAACCCUAAUGGGUACACUCUCAACUAUAAUGAAUAUGUCGUCUAUAAUGUUAGCCAGAUUAAGAUGCGUUACUUAGUCAAAGUGAAAUUUGGCUUCAAAAUGCAGAUGUGAUGUAGCCAGCAACUUGGAGUAUUCACCAAAUGUGUUAGCAGUUACUUGCAGUAUUUUUUGUAAACUGUUCAUUAGUCAUUGUUCAAAGUAGUUAUAGAAAUCAUAAUGUAUGGGUCUACUGCUGUUUUAAAUACAACUAUAAUUUUACAGCAGGUCCCUCCUGUUUUACAGAUAUAGACUUUAAAGAAUACUGUAACUAUCAGAGAAUAUGUAGCACAGUACAGAUUUAUACAACACAAUGUAUAUCGCUACAUUUGUAUACUUACUUAAUAGGCUUCUUCCUUUUUCCCACUCACUAUAUACAUGUAGAUUGUCUAGUAUAGGAAAUUAUUAUCAGAGGAUACACGUACAUUUAGCACCGAAACAAGAGCUACCAUGCCCAGUCAAGAUUGUAUGCCAUGAUAACAUAUAUAAUCCGUACAUUGCAUUAUUGGUUUUAUUCAACACCCUGUACAGUAGGGGCCAGGGGGAGAAUGUUGUAAAUUUCUAAACUUGUUUUCCGAGAUUUGACAAGGUUUACCAUAUUACUAACAAGCAAUGUUAUAGUUGUAAGUGAGACAUGUUCUCAAAUACCUAUUUUCUCUAUUAAGUAAGGCAAGGUAUAAGAUAAUCACCAGUAAACACAUUUCCAUGGUUUUCAAAA